UGGAUUUUUCACCAUUCAAAAACCUGUUCUAAACACCAACAAAGCAUAUAUUCGUGUUUGUAUGUUAAUGGUACCCCAAUAUCGUGUGCCGGCCAAAGCAGUUGUUCGGCUAGUAUCUACGGUACGCUACGAUCGCUGUGCGUUGUGGUGGUGCGGAAUGCGGUACAGGAUUCCGGUAGAGUUUUGUGCUAAUGUGCAUUUGUGUUACUGUUAGCUAAAGUAGACAACGCUGUGCCCAUUACGGACAAUGCAACACGCGAGAUUUUAAAGUAACUUUAACGAUACUUACAAGUAUACCAACAGCAUACUCAUGUACACAUACCGUUAGAGUAUAAUGCAAAUACUGUGGCAAUUUUCUAAUUAACAAUUCUGCGUGCGCCGGUUAGAGCUCCGAAUAAAUUUAAUAAUAUUCUUUCGCCAACGAAUAUGGCGUUGGAGUAACCAUUUACCAAAUAUAUAAUACAAAUGUAUUCUUUAAUAAAAUGAGUAACGGAACCGGUUUACCUAAACAGCUUUAGAUUACUGUGUAUCGAUUUCGCAAAGGCACGGACUUUUUACUUCUUAAUUUUUUUUCGAUAAAUGCAAAAUGUUCGCACAUAUAUAUGUAUUAUUUGCAUCGCUGUUACUUGCUUCCGUAAUUACGGGAACGAUAUCCCAAUGCCCCUGGCAAAGAGAUAUACUUGAACUACAGACAUCUUGCAUAUGCGCAUAUAAUUUAGGACAAGAACUAUCUGUUCAAUGUGAUCAGGUGAACUUUCCUGAACUCAUUGGUGCUUUAAAUACAUAUGCCAAACAAAAACCGAUUGAUCUACUUUAUAUCAAUAACGCAACAAUUAAUGAAUUGCCAAACAACAUCUUCGAAAAUCUCAGUGUGCAUAAUGUGCAAUUGUCCAGUUGCCAAAUAAGUAACAUUCAAGAUGAGGCUUUCCACGGUCAAGAAGCAGUGCUGAAAAAUCUUAAUUUGCAGGACAAUUUGCUGGCAGAAAUACCAAUUAAAGCUAUCAAGUCCUUAAGCAAACUAAACUUACUUGAUUUGUCAAAGAAUCGCAUUACUUUUGUAUCUAAUGGAUCUUUCUCAAGCCUAAAAAAAUUAUCCACUCUGAAAUUGAAUGAUAAUAACGUUACAUUAGACGUUGCAGCCUUCAGUGGGCUAGACGAAUGCCUUAAAAAUCUGAAUCUCAAAGGCACAAGGCAACGUCGUAUUCCCGAAAGUAUACGGGGACUGAAAAGUCUAGCAUUCCUAGAUCUUUCAUUGAAUGGUAUCAAGGAAUUACCAGGCGCUGGAGGGAUACGUACGUUCGAUGGACUCAAUUCAUUAACUGCGUUGAACUUAGAACGCAAUUUUAUACAAAGUUUGGGAGAGACAUCAUUUGCUGGCAUUCGCAAGACGCUGAGUUCCCUCAGUUUAUUAAAUAAUUUGCUGCCUGAAUUUCCCAUUGGAGCUAUACACGCACUGAAAGAGUUGCGUGUUCUAGACAUAGGCUUCAAUUUACUAACAUCAUUGCCUGAAGGUGCUUUCCGUGGCAAUCCCGGUAUUACAUUACUGGCGUUGGAUGGCAAUCCUUUAUCUACAGUACCCGCAACAGCUUUCGCACAUUUAAAUUCAACACUUCGUGGUCUAUCACUGGGUGGCCGAUUUCUGCACUGUGAUUGUAAAUUACGUUGGGUUGCUGAAUGGAUUCGCAAUGGCGACUUGCAAGUCACAUCACGUGAACGUAACCCACAAUUUUGUGGUUCGCCAACUCAUUUUCGAGAUAGAGGGUUUUACUCUAUACAACCAGAAGAAUUAAUCUGCGCUGACCUAGAGAAUACAACUAGUAUUCUUAAAGAUAUAGGAGCAGACUCAGCACUUAUAGCGCUAGCCAACACUACAUCCAAACCUAUUGCGCAAACAACUACAGUCACACCUAAUGGGGAACUUCACCACCUAGAAUCAUUUGCAAUAAAUACUUCUAAUACCACGAGCACUUUACAAGCUUCUACAAAAACAACUCCUAUGACAACCACGCCACGUUCCACAAUAGACCCAGUAAUCACAACAACUUCAACGGUACAGCCGAUGGUAGCAUCCCCCACAUUGUCAACUAACCCACUAAUCUAUAAUAGCGUAAACAAUACAAAUACAGUAAAGCCUUCCGCGUCGAGCAUAGGUAUCAAGGCAAUAGGAUCCAUUGCGACAAAGAACAGUGCCAGCAAUCCGUCCAAUAACAACAAGCAAUCAGGCACAUGGCGGCUGAAUAGCUCCACAGCUGCGUCGGUGAUAACAAAUGGCAAAACGCAAAAGCAGCAACGUCCACCAUUAGUACUAGGGUUCCCUCCACAAAGAGACACACGCUUCGACGACAAUAAUGAAGUGCAAGUAAAGAACGCCUUCCGCCAAGAUAACUCUGUCAUUAUCCAAUGGGAUUCAGAUACGGCUAACAUUCUGGGUUUCCGUGUGGUAUACCGCCUGUUCGGCGAAAAGACAUUCAAGCAGGGACCACCGCUAGAAGCCAGUGAGCGGGAGUUCAAAAUAAAAAAUGUACCAGCACAAGAAUGUAUUAUUGUUUGUGUAAUUUCAUUGGAGGAAUUACAUGUGACUCCCGAAACGGUGCCUUACCAGCAAUGCCGUGAAGUACGCACAGUUGCUUCACAGACUUCUAACAUGGACAAGAUAACAAUUGCCGCAAGCGCAGCAAUAUGUGGUACAAUUAUUGUAGCAGUAGUUGUAUUUAUAGCCGCAAGCAGACGUUCACGUAAACUACAGAAUACGCAGCAGAAGAGCCCUCUGCCAAUCGGAGGAUUGCCAGUAAACUGUUGUGGACCAGCAGGAUCGCCAGGACCUCUGGGCUCCAUUGCCGCUUUAUCAGCAUUCAAUAAUCAUAAGGAAUGGGACCAAGUUUCUGCAUACAGCGGUCGAUCUAUUCCGCGACCACGAAUUUAUUCCGUGGAUAAUCAAGAGGAUAUGCGAAGUCAUUUUUCUGUUAUUCCAGGGAAGGUGGGCAAAGCGAGAUCAAUAGCUGAUGGUCAAUCCCACCACAGUUUUUCAAAUAAUUCACAUCGUGGCUACUUAGGCGCUGCAUUUCCGACUAAUUUGAUUAACUCUCGACCAGAACUUCGACAAUCCAGACAGUCUUUAGCAGCCGCAUCGGAACGCAUGUCGCGCGCUUCAUAUGCUGGUUCCGCGCAUGGUCCAACCAGCAUUACAUCGAGUACGCGGCGCUCACGUCCACGGUCUAGAUCACGCGAACAACUUAAUGCAAUACAUAUACAUAAUCAUAGACCUGGUAGUCGAUAUUCUCAGACGGGUUCAACGCACACAAUAAACAACUACUGUGAUACAUCUGAUAAUUGGACUGAUCACGAUAUGGACAUUUAUAUGGCAAGGAACCCAACAACUCGCAAUGGACUGGUACCAUUAUGAGGGCAGGCUUUAUUCUCCUGAUAUUACAAUGAUGUAUUGACUUCAAAAUAGAUUUCCUGGUAAAACGUUACGAAUUUGCGUAGACUUGGAAUGAAAGUGGCGUUAUUAUUACAGCCAUCAAUCGAACUGGCAUUGUGCUGUCAAUUAAAAACGGCCAUAUCGAAUCGAUUUUUUAAAUAACUACGAGUAUAAUAACAAAUUAAACACACGUCUUUAUUGACAUUUAAAACUAUCCAAAUGUGUCUUAAACUUAAAUGUACAUUUGUGCCUUCAUACACCGACUCGAGGAUCUUCAUUUCGUUUUCGAAAUUAUAGACAGAAGCACACGUACCAUACCAUACUGACCGCAAUGCAAUGCGCUCUUACGUAUACUUAGGUGUUUGUUAUAACGUUGCAUUAUACAUCCAUGGAGAUUGAAAUAAAAUUAGUUGUAAUGAUAGAAAUUGUUGCAAAAUACAUAUAAUUUAUGUAUUUAUAAUAUACAAAUACUAAUCGAUAAUAGUUUUAAUUACCUUUGUUUAAUUUAAUUAACAUAAACCCUUUAAAACCAUAGAAUACAGUAAGUGAAGGGCAAUGGCAAUAACCCACUUUGAUGUAUUUUUAUAUUAAAAUUUAAAAUAAGUUAUUAACUGGUUGUAUAUUUUGUAUAUGUAUAUGUCAGCAUGUAAGCCUACACUGAUUGUUGUAAACUCAAGCAUAUAAUUAUAAGAAUAAUAAACUGGUAAAUGCUUAGAUAUACAAUA
This is a messenger RNA of Zeugodacus cucurbitae (melon fly), 4146 nucleotides long. It is a transcript of the gene haf, whose product is annotated as leucine-rich repeat-containing protein 4B. NCBI's taxonomy places the organism in Eukaryota, Metazoa, Arthropoda, Insecta, Diptera, Tephritidae. Gene Ontology annotation, molecular function: protein binding. The coding region runs from base 587 to 3403 and encodes 938 amino acids. The transcript is spliced from 8 exons. The record is from RefSeq and is a predicted model, not a curated record.